UGAAGGUAACACGUCGUCAUAUCCUUCCGCGGGAAAAUUCAGUAAAUCCGAUGUGACAACUUUCUUGUAUGGAUUAUUAACAGAAGUUGAAGAAUAUUACUGGUUUAGCAUAUCAACGUUCGUCUGUGGAUGGUGUUUGUACAACCAACGGGACAAAAUGUGCUCGCUGCUGCCGCAGUCAAAGAAGAAAGGACUGAGUUUGGAGGAGAAGAGAACUCGCAUGAUGGAAAUCUUCUUUGAAUCAAAAGAUGUGUUCCAGCUGAAAGACAUUGAGAAGAUUGCCCCCAAGACAAAGGGCAUAGCCCCCAUGACUGUGAAGGAUGUCCUGCAGAGCCUGGUGGAUGACAACAUGGUGGACUGUGAAAAAGUGGGCACAUCCAACUACUACUGGGCCUUCCCCAGCAAGGCCUUAAACACUCGCAAGCACAAACUGGAGGAGCUGCAGAGACAGGUUUCUGACGCAAAACAGCGAAAAGUGAAUUUAGAAAAAGUGGUUGAAAAGGCGAAAGUAGGACGCCAAGACACGAAGGAGAGAAGCUCCCUGUUGAAGGAGCUGCAGGCUCUGAGAGAAGAGCGAACUCAGCUGCAGGCCGACUUGGAGAAGUACAGAGAGUGUGACCCAGAGGUUGUUGAGGAGAUGAGAAAGUCCAACGUCGUCGCUAAAGAAGCUGUUUCCAGGUGGACAGAUAAUGUUUUUGCCAUUAAGUCUUGGACAAAGAAGAAAUUUGCCUUUGAUGACAGCCACAUUAAUAAAGCCUUUGGGAUCCCCGAAGACUUUGACUACAUGGACUAAUUGCUUUUCUGCUGUUGCUCAUGGACGCAGUAAACAAAAUAUAAAAGAGCUUUAGUUUGAAGUGUUUGUACCUGGUCUCUGCAUUUCUAGUUUCAGGCAUUAAAAUAUAUAUAUAUAAAAAAGCCCUGGGAGCUAAGAUGGAUAUCUGUGAUUUUGCUGCACCAGAUGGAUUUAAACAGCAGAUAUGUUUCUUUGGUGCAACCAGAGAAGAGACUGAACUGGCCAUUAGUGGCUGUGAGGGGUGAGAGGUUUCUGUGAUGAACAGAACACAGCAGCUGGACUUUUGGGACACCUGUUUGUGUGAAAACUAAGAACUCCAUGUCGAUGAUGGAAAAGAAUCAACACUUAAACCUGUAUGUUAUGCCAGAGAUCUAAUUUAUAUGGUUUAAGCAGAUGGCUUAGUAUCAUAUGCUGGUGCACCUUUUCCUUUUCAUUUUUUUGUAUUUCCUAAUAGGGGCAAAAGGAAAACCUAAAUGUAAACAAACGCUAGUUCUAUUGAUUUAUAAAAAAGUUAUGUGGGAUAAUUACAGAGGAUGUGUUCUGUCUGAAAGUGCUGCAAAUUCAUUUCCCUUUUUUUGUAGAAUGACUUGUUUCUAAUAAAACAGCCCCUUUUUCAAA
Molecule: messenger RNA, 1411 nt
Organism: Solea senegalensis (Senegalese sole)
Lineage: Eukaryota; Metazoa; Chordata; Actinopteri; Pleuronectiformes; Soleidae
Gene: mnd1
Product: meiotic nuclear divisions 1 homolog (S. cerevisiae)
Exons: 9
Coding region: 158-793 (211 amino acids)
Biological process (GO): reciprocal meiotic recombination
Cellular component (GO): nucleus
Molecular function (GO): double-stranded DNA binding
Source: RefSeq, a predicted model, not a curated record